Molecule: messenger RNA, 1545 nt
Organism: Annulohypoxylon maeteangense
Lineage: Eukaryota; Fungi; Ascomycota; Sordariomycetes; Xylariales; Hypoxylaceae
Product: nitrate transporter
Exons: 3
Coding region: 1-1545 (514 amino acids)
Biological process (GO): nitrite transport; nitrate transmembrane transport
Cellular component (GO): membrane
Molecular function (GO): nitrate transmembrane transporter activity; nitrite transmembrane transporter activity
Source: RefSeq, a predicted model, not a curated record
AUGAAGUUUUCAUACCUUUGGGUGGCUCCGGAGGUCAACCCGAUCAACCGCAAAGCCCGAUCGGUCCCUUUUCUAAAUAUCUUCAAUGUAUACGGGCGCGUUUUCUUCUUUUCUUGGUGGGGAUUCAUGGUAGCCUUCUGGGGCUGGUAUACAUUCCCUCCUCUGUUAACGCACACCAUCAAAAGCAACCUUCAUCUCACCUCAGCUCAAGUUGCCAACUCCAACAUUGUCUCGUUAUGUGCAACAUUGUUGAUCCGGUUUGUGGCUGGUCCUGCCUGUGACCAUUUCGGACCUCGCUGGGUAUUCGCUGGUACACUUCUCAUCGGAUCAAUUCCUCUCGGUCUCGCUCCUCUCGUCCACGACGCUCAAGGCCUCUAUAUCAGCCGUUUCUUCAUGGGUAUCCUCGGUGGCUCCUUCGUUCCUUGCCAGGUUUGGUCGACCGGUUUCUUCGAUAAGAAUGUCGUGGGCACUGCCAAUGCAUUAACAGGAGGAUGGGGUAAUGCUGGUGGUGGAAUCACGUACUUCAUCAUGCCUGCCGUCCUCGACUCCUUCGUAAGACGCGGUUACUCGGAUGGCGUCGCAUGGCGCCUCACUUUCAUCGUCCCUCUCAUCAUAACCAUCGCGACCGGCAUAUCUAUGCUGCUCUUAUGUCCCGACACUCCUACCGGCAAGUGGUCCGAACGCCAUCUCCACGCAGACCAAAACCUCGCAUCCCACAGCAGCGGUCUGUUCUCCACCCCACCCAACGGCCUCGUCGACAUCCCAGGCAGCAUCACCGACAAAGCGGAGUCCGCAGGUGACAAGAGUAUCCACGAACUCGAGCAGGACCGGAAGCCCAUCCCCUACGACCACGAAGCCGCGCUCUCGAAAGAAGAAAUGCUGGAAACGGCCCGAGGCGAAGUAGUCCAAAAGCCAGGCUGGGAUAUAAUCGCGAGCGUGCUCGCCUCGCCACAGACGCUAUUCCACGUGCUCACAUACAUCUGUUCGUUCGGAGCCGAGCUAGCCAUCAACGCCAUUCUCGGGUCCUACUACGCGCAGAACUUCCCGCGGCUCGGACAGACGGUGUCGUCGGAAUGGGCCGCCAUGUUCGGGUUCAUGAACUUGAUAACUAGACCCCUCGGCGGCGUUAUCUCCGACGUCCUGUACCACGCCACGGGCCGCAACCUCUGGGCCAAGAAAGUCUGGAUCGUCGUAUGCGGCUGUCUUACCGGCGCCAUGCUCAUCGUCAUCGGCAUGCUCGACCCGCAUCACCUGCCCACCAUGAUCGGGCUCGUUGCGCUAAUGGCUAUCUUCCUCGAGGCGGGCAACGGCGCGAACUUCGCUCUCGUUCCACACGUGCAUCCCCAUGCCAACGGCAUGGUCGCCGGCACGACGGGCGCUGGGGGUAAUCUCGGUGGUGUAAUUUUCGCGGUUAUCUUCCGCUUCAUGGAUAAUGGAACCGAUUACGCGAGGGCGUUUUGGGUUAUCGGGGUUAUGACUAUCGUGCUUAAUCUGUGCCUCUGCUGGGUUAAGCCUGUUCCUAAGGGGCAGGUUGGUGGGCAUUAG